Messenger RNA from Aphanomyces invadans, 2785 nucleotides. RefSeq lists its product as hypothetical. The record is from RefSeq and is a predicted model, not a curated record. Gene Ontology annotation, cellular component: centrosome. The transcript has 6 exons. The coding region runs from base 428 to 1342 and encodes 304 amino acids. Gene Ontology annotation, molecular function: gamma-tubulin binding. Gene Ontology annotation, biological process: cilium assembly; regulation of microtubule cytoskeleton organization. NCBI's taxonomy places the organism in Eukaryota, Oomycota, Saprolegniomycetes, Saprolegniales, Verrucalvaceae.
CGCAUGUUCCACAAGUAUGGCAGUCAAGUCGGCGUGCGAGUAUGAAGAGGAUAUCCACAAGCUGAAGAUGCAACUGCAUGACGCGAAGAAUGCGCUGUUUCGAGCACAGCAGCAACUCAAUCGCCGCCUCACGCAUAUGCCAGCCGGAGUUCCAUCAUUCAACCAUCACAACUCUCCCACGCACAACUUUGUCGAGGAUGAUGUUCAAUCACAGUUCCAGAUGUGCUUUGACGAAAUCAAGACCGAGACUGCAGGAUCCGCCGCCCAUGUACUCAACAAGACGACAUGCAGGUUGGAAAGUCUCCAGCGAACUGUCAUCGCCUCGCAACGUCAUAUGUCACAUAUCCUUUUCCACGACAUCCAUGACCGCUGUACAAAACGCCACGAUUUUCCUUAACUGGUCGUACAAACUAUCACGGAAUUGCGAAUGGAAUGCCACGAACUCCGCGAAGCUGCCAAGCAAAUGCCAUCUCGACGUGAGAUCAAGUUGUACCAAUUGCAAAUAGAAGCGCUUCAGAUGGAGGUCGAGGAGCAGAAAAAGUCCAUUAAGCAUCGCAUAGUGAUCCCAGAAAAAUCUGGGCCUCGUAACGCAAAUCUCACCCAAGAUAUUCCCGCGAUGAUGCGCCAGGACAAACUCCUUCGCCAACUGCGCGUUGUCAAAGGAGCGGCUGAAGGCGAAAGCCCAUGCAUCAUGCUUGCCACCGACAACGAUUUAAACGAACUCCCGAACGGCCUGCGGCAACGUGCGGGUUAUAUUUGCAUGGAUAUGGUGGCGGAAUUUUGCAUUAGCUUCGACGUUGAGAACGUCAUGGAUCUCCAUCGUCAUAUCAAGCACAUACGGCGGCUUUCUCGCAGCAUUCCCGCCCUAAUCCAGUUUGUCGAGCGCAUGGAAACAUUGGCGGCGGCUGCUGAGAGCGCGUCCACCGCGAUGUCACGUGCCAAGGGCCCAGCUUCCGGGAGCUCACUUGACACACUGCACGAUCGGCUCUCGUUUCUCAUUCACGACUACAUCGCUCUCCACCAUCACUUGGUCCCUCCAGGUCGUACGAUCCACUUGGUACUGACCUCGUGCAUGCACGUCCUCAAUGUCACGCAUGUCGAUGACAUUGCUCCAACAAUCGUGGUAAAGUCUCGAUCACUUUCCAGCGCACCUUGUUACACUUACGUGAACUCGAAGGAUUUAAUUGCAGUGACUGCAGCCCAUCGCGAGUUUGCGUCGGCCUUGCGCCACCUCCUCGGCCUAUCGGACGACGCAUCGCGGUCGGAUAUUCUCGACUUGCUUGGCCAUUACUUGAACACGAUUGGAUUGGGGAGACUGCAAUUAACAAAGCAAGAAGAGUGAAAUUCAAGGCUAGAUUUCAUGGACAUGAUCAACAAGCGUCAAGUACGAAUGCCGCUGAAACAGUUCGGAUUUCGUAUCCAAGGGAUCGAGUUUGGGUCGCUUGACGUUGCCAUCUACGUGGUUGGCCUCAGAAUUCGCGCGUUUUUUGGGCGGCUGACGUGGUGCGAGGGGUUGGUUUGGCAUUGCAUCGUCUUCACCUGAGCGCUGCGAGGGCACCAUCCUUUGGACGACUGGCAUGGAUGGUAUGCAAGUAGGACUGUCUUCAAGAAGAGCAUGGGCAAACAGCAUGGACAUGUCUUCAAGGAGCGGAACUUGAGUGUCUUCUGUGAGUUUCAUGUGCUUUGAAUACAAGUGAAGCAAAGUAAGGCGUUGCUGCGGAGUCGAACACUGAAUCCUCCACACAGCUUCGGAUUUGUCCAUGACGAUGUUGUGAUGGCGCAUCCAGGGAAACCCAAACAAGUCAAAGUGGCUCAUCUUUUGCCGCUGCAGGUGGUACUUACGCCGAAAGCGAUUGCACGUAUCAACCCACGGCAAACUGUUCUCAUUGGGGAAGUGCUUGAACAACCACACGAGAAACAACAUCGACACCAACCGUUUCAGUUCGUGGGACGCGUCCCUUCGCAAACGCAGCAUGAUUUGCGUCGGCGUCGGGCCGUCGAUGUGCAACACCCGACAGCAGUAGAAUGCCAGCAUGGACUUCAUCACGGGCGAGCCCUGCCACUCGAUACCGAACUGGGCGCCAAAAGCUUUGGUGGCCGUGGUGAAGGAGCACUCCAGCUUGGAGUAAUUGGACACGAAAAAGGCGCAAAACCGUAGCCAAAACACAAACGUAAACGAGAAAUCCGCGUCCUUAACGUCCCGAACGCAAUACGUGCCAGUUGGAACAUUGUCGAGGGGAUGGACGGUCAGCACUUUGGCCGACACUGUGAUGAGGCCCUUGGAGUACCGUUGGAGACGAUCCUCGUUUAGCUUGCUGCUCUUGAAUUCUGGAUGGACCUGGUAGAAUUGCGAUAGAAGCGCUUGCACGUUGCCCAAGUCAAGUCCUGACGUUCGAAGGAAGCGGACAAACGCAGCUGUCGCACGCAUGCGAAAAGAUACGAGUGUCUUCAUCCUGGCGGCAUCGAGUUUGGACGACGCAGACGGGGGCUUUUUGGAUGCAGUGGACACGUUGAUGGAGGUCGAUCGAGCAAUAGCAACAGCAAUUGUAGCCUUGCACGCUGUAGAUUUAGCUAUUGUCUCGCUGAUUCCGUUGGAAACUUCACUUGCGACUCUUGUGGAGGAAUCGAAAGAGACCACGGCAAGUGGCUUUGCAAUGACAGGCAGCUUCUUACGCUCGACCAAAAGGUCGUCCGAGUGGCGAAGGCGGUCUUCAUUCGCAGUUGUUUCUUCGACACGAAAUGCAAGCGAAUGCAUUGGAUUUCUCACAGAGGUGGUAUCAGCAGC